Messenger RNA from Rhodamnia argentea, 1751 nucleotides. Its product is annotated as protein IQ-domain 26-like. Bases 268 to 1497 code for a protein of 409 amino acids. The record is from RefSeq and is a predicted model, not a curated record. Lineage: Eukaryota; Viridiplantae; Streptophyta; Magnoliopsida; Myrtales; Myrtaceae. Gene Ontology annotation, molecular function: protein binding. The transcript is spliced from 3 exons.
CCUGUCCAACGUUUCUCAAAAUCUCAACACUUUGCGACCCCAACCGUUUCUCUCUCUCUCUCUCUCUCUCGAGACCCUUUUGAGUUCUUCUAUUUUCUUGCACCGACCCGCAUUUCAAAAUCGUUCCUUUCCCCCACCUUCCCUCCACUUCUCCUGUUCCCUCUGAAUUAUCUCAAGAACCGUUUCUUCUCCAAAUGUUGUGAUCAUCUCGUCUGUUGUUGCUGCUUUUAAGCUCGACCCAAUUCGUUUUUUUUGCUUCAAGAGAAAAUGGGAAGAGCUGCGAGAUGGUUCAAGGGCUUACUCGGGAUGAAGAGAGACAAGGACCAGAGCAACCGCAGCAGCUCCAGCUCGGUCUCCGGCGACAACAAGAAGGACAAGAGGAGGUGGAGCAUCGGUAGGUCCGCCAGAGAUUCUGAUAAGGUCCCGUCGGCGGCGGACGCCAGCGUGACCGGCGCCGCCGGAGACGCCGCAUGGCUCAGGUCGUUCAUUGUGGAGUCGGAGAAGGAGCAGAACAAGCACGCCAUAGCUGUCGCGGCAGCCACUGCGGCAGCGGCCGACGCGGCGGUAGCGGCGGCGCAGGCGGCCGUGGCGGUGGUGAGGCUGACGAGCCAGGGCAGAGGAGCUCGGUUCGGGGGCGGGAGGGAGCAAUGGGCCUCCGUCAAGAUUCAGACCGUCUUUCGCGGCUACUUGGCCCGAAAAGCUCUGCGAGCAUUGAAGGGACUGGUGAAGUUACAGGCGCUUGUGAGAGGUUAUCUGGUGAGGAAGAGAACCACUGCAACGUUGCAUAGCAUGCAAGCUCUCAUAAGAGCGCAGGCUAAUGUCAGGUCCGAGCGAGCUCGCCGUUCCGUCAACAAAGAGAACCGGUCCCAUUUCGAAAACCGCCCUAGAAGAUCCAUCGAGAGAUUUGGGGAACCGAGAAGCGAGUUCCAUAGCAAGAGGCUAUCCGCUUUGUACGAAACUCCGGUAAAUCCCUUCGACGAGAGCCCGAAAAUCGUCGAGAUCGACACGUUCAAGCCGAGGUCUCAGUCACGCCGAAUGAACAGCGUGCUGACUGAAUACGGAGAAGAUUUUCCCUACCAUGCUGUCUCGUCCCCGCUCCCCUGUCCUGGCCAUGCCCCGGCCCGGCUCUCGAUUCCCAAUUGCCGCCACAUGCAAGACUUUGAUUGGUGUUUCGCUGGGGAUGAGUGCAGGUUCUCGACCGCCCAGAGCACGCCCCGGUUAGCCAAUUCUUUGGGGUACUUUGCUCCAGCGACCCCCGCGAAGAGCGUGUGCGGGGACCACUUCUUCCGCCCCUAUCCCGGCGGAUUCCCCAGCUACAUGGCAAACACGCAGUCAUUCAACGCCAAGUUGCGGUCCCAUAGCGCCCCGAAGCAGAGGCCCGAGCCGGGGUCUAAGAAGAGGCUCUCGCUAAACGAGAUCAUGGCAUCGAGAAACAGCAUGAGCGGCGUUAGAAUGCAGAGGUCUUGCUCUCACCUUCAAGAAGUUUUGAAUGGUUGAGAUUUGAAAAAAAAAAAGAAAAAACUCUCUUAUGCAUUAGUGAAGUUAGGAGCAGUUUGGUUUUCAAGGUUGUUAGAAUUGGAAACAGAGCUUCCAUCUCGGAGCUUCAUGAGUUUGCCACUUGAUGUGAAACAAAGAAAAGAAAUAGGAUGAGCCAGCCAGAGUGCUUGUGUAAAUUGUCCUCGACAGUCGUUUUUCUUGUGUGAAAAAUGGCUGCUUACAGGUUUAUUGCAAUGAAAGCGCAUGGAAAUGAU